Messenger RNA from Knipowitschia caucasica, 285 nucleotides. NCBI's taxonomy places the organism in Eukaryota, Metazoa, Chordata, Actinopteri, Gobiiformes, Gobiidae. The record is from the annotation of a GenBank genome assembly.
AUGGCUCUGGAGGAGGUCCCCACACGACCAGACUCUCUCUCUCUGCCUCUGCACGAGACCAGGAUCUCAGACGAGGAGAAGGUCCAGGUGGCCGCAGACGCCUCAUACUCGCUAACGUCCGAUGAACUGGGCCACGUCGUGACCACGGAGACGCCUCCCGCUAAAGUCAACCGCUCCUUUCAGUCCAAACUCGCAGAGAGAGAAGCUACAGCAGACCAGAGAGCCAAGAAGACCCAGGGGCCGGAGAAGGAGAGGGGCCGCUUUGGCUGGGGUGAGUUCUACUGA